GGGGGGGGGGGUUGGAAAAAUACCGAUGGGAGCGGGGGGGAGUCGAAUUUUUCUGCUGCUCUCCAGUCUUCGCGCGGUUUGCACGUGUUGCAGGAAUUUUUUAUGAAAAAAUGGCGGAUUGUUGAUGAGUGAAAAUUUAUCGUAAAUUUUGAAGUAGAAAUAUCAAGAUUUACAAUGGCUGAAUAUGUAUUUCAAAAUGUGGAGGGCAUGCUUCCAGAGUUGGAAGAAAUGGAGAGGUUGGAAUUAUUCACCAAAGACGAAAUAAAGUAAGAAUUAAAUAAAUAUCAAAAUUGAAAUUUUCAAUUCAUGAAUUAUUAAAGUUGUCCUGGUCAAUAAAACUGGAUUUUACCAACAUUUGAACUAGAUCCAAGAUAGAUGGAGUUGAUGAGAGUUGGCAGGCAAGUGUCUCUCAUCAACUGUCAUCGGACCCAUCCUUGAUAUUCCUCAUUUGAACUAGGCUUUUCAUUACUACCAUUUUUAAAACUAGAUGUAUUGUGAAAAGGAGAACAGCAUUUGAAUAUAAAUUACAAAAAAGAAUAGUUCAGGAGGCUGAUUUUCUUCGUUAUAUUCAGGUGAGUUUGAAAUUUAUAGUUUUAUUUUUACCCCCCCCCCCCCCCCUGGGUAAACAGACAUAUCUGUAUUUUGCUGGCUAUGCCAAUUUCAACUCAUCAUUCAUUUCUUUAGAAAUUGAUUGUGUUGAUAGUUUAUAAACCCACAAGCAUGCAGCAAAUUAAAUUAAUUAAAAUUGCAUGUGCGUACCGGAAAUAAAAAAAUUAGGGGGGCAGAAAGAAAAUUGCCCGACUUUUCAUGAUUGUGCCCGACUAGUACCGAAAAAUUUUUUCCGGAAAAAUUAUUUUGCUGAGAUCGGAACCCCCCCUUCUGGUGCAUAUGGCACCAGGCAUAAAUGUGUGUCAUACUAACCAAUUUUCAUUGUUUUUUUUAUUGCAGUAUGAACUAAACUUGGAUCUUUUACGAAAGAGACGUAAAAAGGUAAAGGCUUCAAGACUGUAAAACAUUUAAAAACCCACACAACUAUUCAUCAUCCUUCAAAUUCAAUAGAAUGUUACUCUAUUAAUUGUAGUUUUAUAUUUGUAGCAACAUGCAAUUCAGCAAAAAAUUCUUCCUGGUGAAGCUGUUUUCAUUAAAAGACUACAUUUAUUGUUUCAAGUAAGUUAGUGCACCUUGGUUAGGUUUUUACUGUUGCUUAGGAACAUGCACAAGUCAAUUGCUCUGUUAUCCUAAAAUGGAAAUUUUUAAAAAUUUAGUCUGCGCUUAAGAAAUUUUCAAGUGAUGUCAAAUUAUGGUUACAAUAUAUUGAAUUUUGCAAACAAGUGGUGAGUUGUAAUAAAUAUUUAUUUGAAAAUGUUACGUACUGUAUUUUCAUCUUUUAUUAUUUAACCCCCUUCUAAUAAGCAUCCAGUUUAGAACCACUAGAAAAAAUGAGCCAUCAGGGGGGUAAAUAGAGGAAAUACUGUAUAUCUAAUUGAGUGAUUGAUCUAUUGAUUGAGUGGCUGCUGAUUAUAUUGAAUUGUUUUCUGCGUUAUCAGGGUAGCAUCACAGCGUUAGGACGGGUUGUUGGAAGGAUGUUACAAGCCCAUCCUAACAACACAAGUAAGUUCCAUCAGGGUACAUUGCCACUUGAAGAGUUAAGCAAAGACCUUUCAUCUGGGAGUUAGUAUCCACCAAAUUCAAUGUUCUUUUCUUCAUUAUAAUACGUAUUGUAAUAAUUAAAAAAACAAACUUUGACAGGCUUGUGGAUAACGGCAGCAAAAUACGAAUUUGAAGAUAGAAACAACAUAAAAACAGCAAGGUUAAGAUUCUUUUGUACAUUUCAAUUUUUAGUAUUUACUCCAGUAUUAUUUCAGUAAUUUAUUCCAUCGUUCCUUUUGAACAUUUAGGACUUUGUUGCAAAGAGCCUUGCGAUUAAAUCCAAAAUGCAGCAAUCUUUGGUUAGAGGUUAGUCUCAACAUUAUUUUAGCUUUUUUACUUUUUUGUAUUCAGUCAAAGAUUUUAUGUUGUAAGAUAUGUUUCCAUUUCUUUCAGUAUUUUAGAUUGGAAUUGUUGUAUGUUGACAAGGUUUGUUCAUAUUUUAUAAAAAUGUGUAUUAUUUUUUUCAUUGCUGUGAAGUAUUUCAUUUUUUGUCCCCAGGUUAAGAAAAGAAGAAAGUUGUUAGGAGUGGAUGCUGGUAAUGAAGAGGUGAGAAAUCUUGAGACAGAGACAACAGUUACAAUCCUUCUUUUUACCAAAGUACCAUAUGCUCUUUCAAUUACAUGUAAUUCUCAUUCUUUCUGUUAAAUACCAUUUUUUUCCAUUGACUCAUUGACUGCCUCUCCAUGUCCUCUAUUAAAUGAGCUCCUUAGCCACAUUUUUCUAAUAAGCUAUAAAGCUUUCUCUAAUUGGCCCUGUAAUUACUUAAUUAGUCUUCUAAUUAGCUCUCUAAUUAGCCUUCUAAUUAGCCCUCUAAUUACCCUUCUGAUUACCCUUCUGAUUAGUCUUGUAAUUAGCCCUCUAAUUAACCUUCUAAUUAGCCCUCUAAUUACCUUUCUAAUUAGUCUUAUAAAGCCCCGUUUACACUACGCUCAAUUUUUGGUACGGCACGAAUAAAAUUGGUACCCGUACCACUUUUUUGGUUCUUGGACUACCUAUUUAGCUAAGCCCUGUUUACACUAUGCUCAACUUUUGGUACCGUACCACUUUUUGGUUCUUGGACUACCUAAAUAGGUAGUCCAAGAACCAAAAAAGGGGUACGGGUACCAAUUUUAUCCGUGCCGUACCAAAAAUUGAGCGUAGUGUAAACGGGGCUUAAUUAGCCCUCCAAUUAACCCUCUAAUUAGCCCCACUUCACCUAACUCCACUUUUUCUAUUAAGUAAUCCUCGUUGUCCUUAAACUUUCCUAACCAACUGUUCUAGGAUGCUGAAGAACCAACAUCCAGUGACUUCAUAUCUGGGAAAACUGCGAGAAUUGUUUACAAGAAUGCAAUACAAAAUAUCCCGGGUACAUGGAGUUUUUUUAUUUUCUGCAUAAAUCCUUACCAAGUUAAUGACGUUGAUAUGCGCAUAUGUUUUUUUCUUAUUGAGUCUUAAUUGUACUGAACGUUUCACAGAUGAUGUUGAAUUUCGUUUGAAGUUCAUCAACAUAUAUUAUCUCUCUGAUGAUUGGGAAGAAGGAAUUGAUGAGGUCUAUCAAAGGUGAAUGGUCAGAAUAACUUAACCACGAUUAGGAAAAUCACAGAUGAAAGAAAGAUAUCACUAUGGGAAUUGUAACAUAUAAUGUAGAAUCCAAUAAGGCACCGCGUUCCAUUUGAUUUAGAGAUUUGAUUCCGUUUUAGUUUGUCAGAAGAUCUUGCCAACUCGGCAGAUGCCUGGAAUGCUUUGGCUUGGCGUGGUGUCAAUAGAGUAAAAGCUGUAAAAAACAAUAUUUCUAACAUGACAGGUACAGUGAUAGUGAUAGUAGCAGCUCUCUCUCAAAUUUCAAAGGGAGUUCAAAGAGAGCCUGUUAGCAGGCUACAGUGAUAGCCGUACGAAUGAAUUUCUGUGUAAAAAAUGGAACUGGGGGAAUUUUUGUCAGCCGUCGUGUGAACAUAUUCUAAAGACAAAGUGUUCAUUACUUUUCACUCUAAGAUUCAGAAUGGCUCGAGUUAGAAGCAGAAAGAAACAAAAUUUUUCAAGAAGCGCUAAAGAAUAUAGAAACAGGUAAAGUUUCCUCGUAAGGUAUCCUGGUCACUAAGCACUAUCGUGCAGCAGAUGGUGGUCAAGCUGUCGUUAUCAGAGGGAAAAAAUAAUGUUAAUUCUUUUCAUUAUAUGUAAUAGUCUUGCAUUUGGUGGCAAAGAAAUAAAAUGGCGAGAUUUACCAAUUAAGUGUUCUUGUUCCUAUCAGUGUCAAUAGGUCCGAAGAUGACCCAUCAAUGCACUUUCGUUUCAAUUUGUACACUUGCCAUCAGAUAGUUGAUUUUUAUACACUUCUGGUUUUUAGAGAUGAUGUGGGAUUAUUACAUGGAAGCUUGUUUCAGUGACGUGGAAAGAUAUUCUGGUUCAAUCCUUCAAAAGGUUCAGUGAAUAAAUUGAAUGAUUUCUGUGUGUAGUCGAUGGUUUUGUCUUCUUUCAUUAGUCGUUCUUUUUUAUACUUUUUUUAUUCUUCUUUGUUUCAGAAAGUAACCGACCUUCUGCAGUUAUUCCAAUCAGCUAAUAAAGCGAAGAAGCUGUCUGCAGAAAAAUAUUUAUUAUGGGUGAAUAUUGUCUAACACACCUGGUCUACAAUAUACUUUUCUUUUGGUAUAGACAAACUGUUUCACCUAAAAACGGUCAACCUCGGAUUGUUUAAUAAAAUGAUCAUUCAUUGAAUUACCUGAAUUAUGUUUUUAUUAUAGAUUAAAACACUUCUACAAAAUGGCAACUCUAAAGAAGCUUCGAAAGUUUGUAAACUGUCGUUGAAGGUUUUCCCCAGUUCUGUCAUGUUAUGGAAACAGUACUUUAUUUUACAGUUAUCAGGUAAAGUAGUAUAUAGUGAAACAUUUUGAGCAAGUAGCGCGAUUUAUAAUAAUGGUUAUAUGUAAAUGCUUACAGUAUGUUUAAUUACCUUCAGAUAUCAGUGGUUUGACAGCGGAUUUUCUCGAUGAAUUUUGCGAAGCAGUGGGCCAGCUUGAUUCAGAUCACGUAAGAAAUAUUAAACUUUGCACCUUUCAUUCCUUUCAUACAGUACUACGUUGGGUUUUUCCGGUUUUUCCUUGUAUAGUAACACUGGAUCAAUAAGAGAUGACUCUUACUGCUUCUUUAGGAAGAGCAGCUUAGAAGUGAUAGAGCUAUUCAGUAUAAAUAAAAGUAUAGUUUAGUAUAGUGAUACUGGAUCAAUAAGAGAUGACCCUUACUGCUCCUUUAGGAAGAGCAGCUUAGAAGUGAUAGAGCUAUUCAGUAUAAAUAAAGUUAUAGUUUAGUUUAGGAUUCCUCCUGUAGUAACACUGGAUCGAUAAGAGAUGACCCUUACUGGACCUCUUGGAAGAACAGUUUAGAAGUGAUACAGCUACAGUAUAAAUAAAGUUAUAGGUUAGUUUAGGUUUCCUCCUGUAGUAACACUGGAUCAAUCCUUGAUGGCGCAGAUAGAGCCAGCAUAUAUAAAGUUAGUUUAGUUCAUAUCUUUUGAUAAUUUGUAACCUUUCAUUUUCUUUCCCAGGAUGUUAUGUCGAUGUGGAAUUAUUGGCUGGAACUUUCGAUGUCUCACGAUGCAUCAGAAGCACUACAACGUGUAUAUAAUGUAAGUUCCUAAACUAAACAAACCUUUUUACGCUUGGACAGCUUUAUCAGUUCUAAACUGUUCUCCCUAUAGUCCUGCAGUUUCAUCAGUUGUACAUUUUCUCUCCAGCGCUGUAUAACAGUGUGCACUAACAAUGAAGCAAUCACGAAAAUUAAUGAAUCUUAUCUCGAGGUGGUUGUUUUAAAAGAUGGUAUAAAAAGCGCACGACAACUUUAUAAAAGGUACUGUACAAUAAUACUCAAUACUGUUUUCAUAUCUCUAUGAGAAUCGGAGAAUUUUCAUUUUGUAAAACGCCUUGUUUAUUCAUUCGUGUUAGGUUAUGCAAAGAUAAUUCAGUGUCCGUCUCGUUUUACCAAAAAUGUCUAAGCAUUGAACAGUCACAAGUAAGUUUUGAUCUACGUUUGAAGGAUAAAAUUGCUAAAUGUGGAAAUUAAGUCACUGCUUCAUUUAAUGACUCCACUUUUAGGCAGUCCCAAGCCUUAGACACCUUCGGAAACUGUAUGAAACAGCGCUAGAAAGUUUUGGUUGUGAAACGCCAGGUAUGUUAGUCAAAGUUGAUGUGGGCUACAGGUGCGUUACUUGUUUAAUUAGUUAGUCUGUCAGUCAUUAACCUUAUUUCAUACGCCACAGAUCUUUGGUUGGAUUACAUCAAGUUGGAACUAACAGAUGGUGAUUCAGAGAUGGUCAGUAAGUUACAUUGGCGAGCAAUGAAAUCUCUCUCUGGUGACAAUGUCGAACAAUUUGUGACUAAGUAUACUUUACUACAACACUCUGUGUAAUUUAACUCAGUCUAGGUAGGUUUCACCAAGCACUGUCGUCCAGCAGAUGGUGGUCAACCUGCAGUUAUGUAUUUGGCCACAAAUAGAAGACGGAUUUAUGUACAAAUAAAAGACUGGUUUAGUUUAAUUUUCUUACUCCUAUAUUAAUGUCAAUGUCUAAUUAUAUAAUGGAAAAAUAAAAUAUCUAUGUCCAUCUAAGUAUGAACAAUCGCAGAUAAAGACAUUGAAACCCUUCAAAUGCAUUUGACAAUCAUUGAAAUUUCACGUGAGAAUCGACAAUAGAGACCUUAAGAUUGACGUUUACGGCAAACGUCAAACCGCUAGCGAAGUUUUUGAUUUUACAGCUCUAUUAUUGUAGCUUUUACACCAGUUUUGAAAUAUGUUAAACCUGUGGUUAAACUGAUUAAACUUCUGCUCUUUAGC
Molecule: messenger RNA, 6450 nt
Organism: Paramuricea clavata
Lineage: Eukaryota; Metazoa; Cnidaria; Anthozoa; Malacalcyonacea; Plexauridae
Source: the annotation of a GenBank genome assembly